UGGUUCCCAGCUGCUCGGAGAAGUCCCGCUUGUUCAGGAGCGUUUGUAGAAAAUGAAGAAAACGUGCAGCGGCGUCAGAAACGUGCAGGAAACCGAUGAAUCCGAAUGAGAGAGAAGUUCCAGCUUCUGACGGUUUCUCUGCAGCACGUGAGGAAUCAUGUUUGUCUCAGGACCUCCGGAGCAGGACGAGUAACAACACACACAGCACGGCGUAGCAGGUGAGCAGCCUGCAGAGUAACUGAAGAUGACGUCCAGGAGAGCCGCCCCCCCCGACGGUGGCUACGGCUGGGUGGUGGUCACCUCCGCCUUCUUCAUCAUGGGCCUCACUGCCGCUGUCCUCAAGAACUUCGGCGUCUUCUUCUUGGAGAUCCAGAGGCACUUCGGCGUCCUGAGCAGCACGGCCUCCUGGGUCACCUCCACCACCAUCGCCAUGUUCCACCUCGGAGCCCCAAUAGCCAGUGUGCUGACCUUGAGGUUUUCUCAGAGGGUGGUCAUCAUAGUCGGGGGUGUGCUGACGGCCUCUGGGAUGAUGCUGGCAUCUCUGGACCUUGGUCUUCCCUGGCUCUAUCUCACCAUGGGCGUCCUACAAGGAACGGGCAUUUCCUUCUCGUGGAUUCCUGCCAACAGCAUCGUGAACCACUACUUCGUCCGAUGGCGUCCUAUCGCCUACGCCGUGGCCAGCUCGGGGGAGUGCGUCUUCGCCGUCAUCUUCAGCCCCUUCUUCCACUGGCUCAUCGAGAUGUACAGCUGGCAGGGCGCCCUGCUCAUCGUCGGAGGACUUCAGCUCAACCUGUGUGUCUGCGGCGCCCUCAUGAGGCCUCUGGAGACGACUCAGGACUCGGGCCUAGACACCAAAGACGCUCCAGAAGGAAAUGCUAAGAAGACGUCCAUCUUCCAGUGCUCGCUGCUGAGAAACCCUGAACUGAUCCUCUACAUCCUGUUCUCCAUCUUUGCAGCGGCAGGUUUUUUCAUCCCUCCUCUCUUUCUAGUCCCCUUCGCCAACAGCGUGGGGAUGGAUGAGUACUGGCCCGCCUCGCUCCUCUCGGUCCUGGCGCUGGCCGACCUGGCUGGAAGGCUGAUCUGUGGGUGGGUCUCCAACAUGAGGCUGAUGAGGAACCUGCAGCUGCUCACCAUGGUGGUCACGCUCGUCGGGGUCAUGCUCCUCCUGCUGCCGAUCAGCCACAACUACUGGGCCAUCCUGUGCUUCACCUCGCUCUACGGCUUCCUGUUCGGCUGCGUGGUCGCCAUCCACGUCACCGCCAUCGUGGACAUCGUGACCCUGGAGGGAUUCGACAGCGGCCUGGGGAUGUUGAUGCUGUUCAGGAGCAUCGGCGGCUUCAUGGGUCCACCGGCUGCAGGCUGGCUGGUGGAUGAGACCAAUGACUACAGCGCUGCCUUCUACCUCUCGGGCCUGUGCCUCAUUUCAUCAGCAGUGUUUGUCGUCCUCGUCGACCUCCUGGUUCAGAGGAGGAAAGCCGCGGAGGCUGAAGCGCUUCAGGCGGACGGUCAGCUGGAGAGCUGGGACGCAGAAAAGGUCAAGUGAGAGUUUGAAAGAAUUUCUAACGCAAGACAUUUUGAAUGAGCUUGAAGCGUCAUGAGGAACAGACGCUGGAAAGAGAAUCCUGUUCUCACAGCUCCAGUUUCUUUUUAGAACACUUUCUGCUUUUAACUCAUUUCAAUUGUAGCCGUGAGAAGUUGAUGCUCCAUCGUUCUUUUUCACUGGGACGUCUUCAGCUCACAGGAGCAGAUGCAAUGAGUUUCAUUUUGUUCUGUCUUUGCAGUUUGCAUGUGGCACAUGAAGUGACCGGUUUAAAAUGAGGCUGAUAUUCUGUAUUUAAUUAAUUCUACCUCAACAAACCGUCGGCGGUGCUCAGCCUCGAGCUCCUUUGUUUUUUUUUUAAUGAAAGUCAAAUAUCCAGGAACAGGGUCGUAAAUGUUUAAAGUCUAAUUGCUUUAAAUUCACAAAGCACUGUUGCUUUUAGCAAAUGCUGCUCAAACAGGAUCAUGGAUGGCAAAUAUAUUUCCGUGGCUGUUUUUUAAAUAAUGACUCUGUUACAGCGUGUGGUUUAUUUAUGUUUUUAAUUGUUUUACAAAAGUUGAGCUGUGACUCAAAUCAUGUUUAUCAUUGUUAUUAAAAAAAUGACAAGGA
This is a messenger RNA of Platichthys flesus (European flounder), 2149 nucleotides long. RefSeq lists its product as uncharacterized. The transcript is spliced from 5 exons. Gene Ontology annotation, biological process: transmembrane transport; monocarboxylic acid transport. The record is from RefSeq and is a predicted model, not a curated record. Lineage: Eukaryota; Metazoa; Chordata; Actinopteri; Pleuronectiformes; Pleuronectidae. Bases 245 to 1543 code for a protein of 432 amino acids. Gene Ontology annotation, molecular function: monocarboxylic acid transmembrane transporter activity.